Condylostylus longicornis is the source of this 1254-nucleotide messenger RNA. RefSeq names its product serine protease gd-like. The record is from RefSeq and is a predicted model, not a curated record. Gene Ontology annotation, molecular function: serine-type endopeptidase activity. Gene Ontology annotation, biological process: proteolysis. The coding region runs from base 1 to 1254 and encodes 417 amino acids. The transcript has 5 exons. NCBI's taxonomy places the organism in Eukaryota, Metazoa, Arthropoda, Insecta, Diptera, Dolichopodidae.
AUGUGUGAAUCAAUAAACUCAUUUUUAAUUAAAACAUCACACAAUCAAUUUAUUCCAUCGAUACCAUGCCCGCAAAUAUUCGGUUAUGUUACAAAUUCACGAAAUGGUGAUAUCGAAGGUCGAAUAAAUAUAUCAAAUAUUGAAGAUGGUAGAGAGAAUUCACUUUGGAUUAAAUUAUCAUACCCGCCAAAUACAAUAAAUAAUAAUCCCGGAACAAUUAAUCCAACAAAAAGUAAUAAAAAUAUAUUAAAAGACAUACAAAAUGGCAAAGCAAUUAUAUAUAGAGUAAUAUUUCCAACAGUAAAUCCAUUACCAACACUUCAAGAAAUCAUUUUUAAUGAUCAACCUAAUAGAUCAACACAACUAUUACAAAAUAAUGGUCAUAUUAGUUUAUCAGCAAAAAUUGAUGAUCCAGAACCAGAAUCAAGAAUAGAAAUUUCAGUGCCAGCAGAAGGAUAUGAAACUUGUGGUAAAUCAUUAUCAUCAAUACAUUCAAUACUUAUUGGUGAAAAUAUUAAACCUGGUACAUGGCCAUGGUUAGCAGCAUUAUUUAUGAAAGGCAGAACAAAUAAAUUUGAUUAUUUUUGUGGUGGUAGUCUUAUAGCUCCAAAGGCUGUACUUACUGCUGCACAUUGUGUUGUUCAAAACGAAAGUGUACGUAAACCAGAACAAUUACUCAUCGGUUUAGGUUUAUUAGAAAUUGAUAAUUGGAAUUACCCCAAUACAAUUAUAGCAAAUGUAUAUAAUAUAAUUAUUCAUUCUGAUUUUGGUUUAACAAAUCGUAUGUAUGAUGCUGAUAUUGCUCUUAUAACUUUGGAUAAAUCAUAUUCUUAUAAUUAUCGUAUUCGACCAAUUUGCUUAUGGAAUAGAUCAAACGAUGAAAAUGAAAUUAUAAAUGAAAAAGGUUUUAUAGCUGGUUGGGGUGUUGGUGGAAUAAAUUUUAAUAAUAUAAGAUUACCAAAUAUGAUUCAAACUGAAAUUAUAUCAAAUGAUAAAUGUCGAAAAUCUAAUAUUGGUAUAACAAAUUUAAUAUCAAAUAGAAAUUUUUGUGCAGGUUAUUUAAAUGGUCAUGAUGGACCAUGUAAAGGUGAUUCUGGUAAUGGUUUAAUGAUUGAAAAAAAUGGUACCUGGUAUAUAAGGGGUAUUGUUUCGGGUGCAUUAACUGAUAAAAUAAAAUGUGAUUUUAAUGAAUAUGUUGUAUAUACGGAUGUUGCUAAAUUUAGAAGAUGGAUACGAGCUUAUGUAGAUAUUUAA